AUGGCAGACACAUCCGAGGAAACACAACUUUCAGGACCCUCCGUCCUCAAUACCAUCACUAUAGGGGGCACUCAACCGGGUACUCCCAAAUAUGAUCUUGGCAAGGUCGUUCUAGCCUUGGAACUGAUUGUUCAAUACAAAGAUCAGGUUUCAUCAUCGCCAGUAUCACAUCCGCUCCCUAGCAUGAUAAAGUAUAGAGAAUCGUCAUAUCGUAAGGAAGCUGACACCGUGCGCGAAGAGUUACGUACACUUGGCAUAACACUGCCAGAUUCUUGGGGCCUUUCUCCGGCUAGAGAUGUCGUUGCAACCGUGUCUGCUGCUCGAAGGUGCGUCGCUGCGUUUGUGUCACGCUACCAAGAGACCUCUAUCACGAAUUACAAUCCCGUCAAAUAUGCCAGUCAUCUCCAGCUGUUCGACAAAGCACGGAGAAAUUGUCUAAGCUUGCUUGACGAAGCCGAUUACACAGACUGCGAGUUAUUUGGAGUCAGUGACAAUGUGAAAGCUGUGAGAGGAGAGCCGUAG
Tremella mesenterica DSM 1558 is the source of this 522-nucleotide messenger RNA. RefSeq lists its product as uncharacterized. The record is from RefSeq and is a predicted model, not a curated record. NCBI's taxonomy places the organism in Eukaryota, Fungi, Basidiomycota, Tremellomycetes, Tremellales, Tremellaceae. Bases 1 to 522 code for a protein of 173 amino acids. The transcript has a single exon.